Saccharomycodes ludwigii is the source of this 4695-nucleotide messenger RNA. RefSeq lists its product as uncharacterized. The transcript has a single exon. The record is from RefSeq and is a predicted model, not a curated record. Gene Ontology annotation, biological process: DNA integration. Bases 1 to 4695 code for a protein of 1564 amino acids. Lineage: Eukaryota; Fungi; Ascomycota; Saccharomycetes; Saccharomycodales; Saccharomycodaceae. Gene Ontology annotation, molecular function: zinc ion binding; nucleic acid binding.
AUGUCUAGUAACUUGAAUAAUAAAGCGGGUUUAAUCGGUGACCCCGAUUUUUCCCAAUAUGGUGAUUUUGCCCAGGAUAGUAAUGUUGUCAAAGAUGACAAGACUAUCAAGAGAUUAUUAUUAACUUCCUAUUUCACAAUUAAUGAAAGAAAUGUUCCGAGGAGCAAUUUUAGAAGUUUCUGUAAAGUAUUUUUAGAUCUAGUUGCUAGCCGUGGCCUUGAAUACAUAUUUGAUGUUGGUCCAAACGGCGUUCGCCCUAGCAAAACUGUGAUUAGAUGUAUAAAUAACUUGUUUUACCAAAAGCAAGCUUAUUUUCCCCGUGAAUUUAAGGAUUCGCAACCAUAUGAUAUGUUAGUUGAGUUGGCGAAUGAGGAUUCUGAUGAAGAUGAUGAAGAUAGCUAUGACAGUAUUUGUCGUGAGUGGAAAAAGUUACACUACGAUGGUUCACAAAAUGCUAAGAUCUUCAAGAAAAGUUUAUUGAGAUUAGUUGCUAAAACCAAAGCAUCCAGUGCACCAAUGAGUGACUAUGAAAUAAAAUACCGUCUCAUUAAAUCUUUGAAAGGAGCCUACGCUAACAUUAGUGAUUAUAUUGAUUAUCAGUAUAAUGGAUUAGAAAGUGUCAAAUUAGAAGACAUAUUGGAUAUCAUUGUCAAACGGUAUGAUCAGUACAAAAAGACCAAGUCAGUAAGGUCAAGAGUUGAUAAUGAAGUUAAGGCUUAUGGUCGUAGUCAUAAACAUGAUGAUUACGGAUUCAUGACCGAAUCCAGUACCAAAGCAAAGGUAGUGUGUUACAGUUGUAACAAGGAGGGUCAUUAUAAAAAUGAAUGUCCUAGUCUUAUUGUGAAAAAGGAUAGUUCUAAAUCUAAUGCCUCGACACUUACCAAAGGUAAAGUUAAGCUGGUUAACAAUCAGGAGAAUAUGACUAAAGUUAGUCGUAUUGAUGUUAAUAAUCAGGAUGGUGAGACUGAGGAAGGUCUCACUGAAAUUAGUCUUAGGCCUAUCUGCACUAAGAAGGUUUUGAGAGUUGAAAUUAAGAAAUUUCCGAAUAUCUUGUAUGAUACGGGAGCUGAUUUCUCUAUUGUGAAUAAAAGUUUGUUGCACAAUUUAAAUAAAAACACACGUUUUUCGUUAACGGACUUCAAUAAGAACAUUAUUGAUGCUCCAUAUGUAGGCGACUUGUUCAUGAAUAUCAAUGGUAACGAGAUUAAGUUUAGAGCUGUCGGAGUAACUAAUGAAUCUAUGGAUCCAGUUAUCAGUAGGGCAAGCUUAAAGGAGUGCAAUCUGAUUGUAAAUGAACAAGAAUUAUCCAUAAAGAAUGCUAAGGAUAAUAGUUUUGUUGGAAACUUGAAGGAAAGAGAACAUUCAAUUUACUUUCCUGGAAAUUGGGUUGUUCCACCGAACAACAUAUCGGUGAGAACAGCAAAGUCUAAAGAAAAAUUUAAUCUGGAUCACAUACAUGUUUUGUUAGGACACGUAAAUGUUAAGGAUCUACAAAGAAGCUUCAAGUCUGGUUGUUUGGUAGGUAUUAACUACGAUGAUAUUGACUGGUCGAAUGUCAAUAGUUUUGGUUGUGUGACGUGUAUGCAAGGCAAAUCCAGAUAUAAAAACCAUAUUAUUGGUAGCAGAGCGAUUGCCCAACAAUAUUAUGAAGUCGGUGAGUACUUCCAUUCAGAUCUAUUUGGAUCUGUGAGUAAUAUUAAGAAAGGGUACUAUCAUUCGUUUAUAAGCUUUACAGAUGAAAAAUCAAAGUUCAAGUUUGUGUAUGGACUAAAGAGUAAAUCUGCAGAAGCAAUUUUGAAGGUGUUGAAGGUUUUUGUUCCGUAUGUUGAAAAGCACCUUGGUAAAUCAAUCAAGUAUAUUCAAACAGAUAACGGUUUGGCAUACAAGAAUAGAUUGGUUAUGGCAUAUUUGAGAAAAUUUGGUAUUAAAUUACUAAAUAAUACAGCUGGUGACUCAAGAGGUAAUGGUGUGGCCGAACGCCUCAAUUUGACAUUAUUAAAUGAUGCUCGAACAUUGAUGGGGAAUACCAAUUUACCAAGACAUUUGUGGUUUUAUGCGGUAUUAUUUAGUUGUUAUGUGAGAAAUGGUAUUAUUGCAGCCAGCAACGAUACAGGAUGUUCUCCAAGAGAACUAAUGUCUAUACCAAAAUUGAAUGUCGCAAAGAUCUUGCCAUUUGGGAGUCAUGUAAUCUUACAUCAUCCUACUCAUGACAAGAUCGAGAAGAGAGGUUUAGAUGCUUAUGUUUUGGCACCAUCUGAAUCAUCCUUUGGAUAUUUAGUAUGGGUGCCAUCCUUAAUGAGAAUAGUUGAUAGUUCUAGUAUUUCUCUAUGUAAAAGUCCAUUCAAUAGUGGUGAAUGUCAAGAAAAUGUAAUUGACGAAUUUAUUGAUGAACUUAUCUCCAAAGACGAUUCAUUGGAUUCUAAUAGAGUAGAACCAUUAAGUAGUCAAACAAAUGAAAGUCACAAUGAAAGUGCAGAAGUAAUACCUGCCACUGAUCAGGAUUCAUCGGAACAAAUUAUUCCUAUUAUUACUGAUUACUCACGUGAAGAUUCACAUGAGGAAUAUCAAGGGAAUGAAUAUGAUGGAGAUACAGAAACUACUUCUGAAGAGGCACUUGAUGUUGAUGAGGCAAACACUGAGAGUAGUGUAAGAACAGAUAGUGUUACUGACACUGAAGAAUAUGUACCAAGUGAUGGUAUUGAUGUUGCAGUUGGUAGACCUCAGACUACCGUUAAUAAGAAUGAAAAAGAAGUCGAUGAUGUCGACAUUAAAUCCAAUGAAGUCAAUGAACAUGCGAACACUGAAUCUGAUUCUGAUUCUAAUUCUAAAUCUGAUUCUGAUUCUAAAUCUAAAUCCGAUUCUGAUUCUGAUUCUGAUUCUGCUUCUAACUCUGAGAAUGAAUCAUCAGAUUCACCUCGUGUUAUUGACAGUACCAAUUGGGUUGUUCAGACUAACAACAAGAAAAGAAAAAUGACCACCGAGGAAAUAUUUGCCUCCAUUCAAGAGGAUCCCUCAAUGGUCACAGCCAGAAAAAGAUUAAAGAUUAGGUUAGCUAAGAUUCUAGCAGUGAUGGAAUCAGCACGAAAUAACUCUGCUGAUGUCAAACAUAUACGUAAUGAGACGUUAUAUUUGCACGAGGUUUAUCGUCUUAGCGAUCCUAACAUUAAGAAUCAAUAUUUAAUGGCAAUGCAGAAAGAAAUUGAAGUAUUAGAAGGAUCUAACACUUGGGAUAGUGGGGAACCCAUUCCGGUAGAUAGUGUUGAUCAAUCAAAGAUUGUGCCACUAUUAAUAUUAUUCAAUGUCAAGCGAUCUGGAAAGUAUAAAUGUCGUAUUUGUGCGCGCGGAGAUGUCCAGGAUGCAACCACAUACGAAGAUUCUCUGAGCUCAUCAAACUUAGCUCAGGAUGGAUUGAUGUUUUUACUUAACAUGGUUUUGACAAAUAGUUGGCAUUUGGGUCAAUUGGAUAUUCAAGGCGCAUACUUGAAUGCUCCAAUAAACACUGAAUUGUAUGUUAAGGCACCUAAGGUCUAUGGAUAUAAGAACAUGUUGUUCAAAUUAAGAAAGAGUCUAUAUGGCCUACGCCAAAGUGGAUAUCUCUGGAACCAAGAGAUCAGUAGUUUUCUAAUCCAGAUAGGUUUUCAAGAAAUUGAAUUUUGGCCUUCAUUGUAUCAAAAGAAUUACGAUGGUGUUGAAGGUAUCAAACACACCAUUCUUUUGGGCCUAUUUGUAGAUGACAUGGUGGUUGUCUCCUCCAAAGAAUGUGAUUUUAAAGAACUGGUUGCUAUGUUGAAUACGCGCUACACGGUUAAAACAGUCAAUGAUGGAGGUGAACCUAUUUAUGAUAUUCUUGGAUUAGAAAUAGAAUAUAAGGUUGGUAGUCAUUUGUCAAUGACUAUGGGGAAGUCUUUGGAAGAAAAACUCCCAAAGUUAGGUUUCAAUCUGAGUGAUAAGGUUACAAGCUUACCCCUAGUUUACGACUUCAAGCUACCAGAGAAAUUGAAAAUUGACUCAGUAGACUUAGCUGAGAAAAUACAAAAAUGUAGAAAAGCUGUAGGAUUGCUUAAUUAUGUUGUUGGCAAAUAUAGACCUGAUAUAAACUUCGUCGUAAAUGUACUAGCAAGUUAUCAGCUAUAUCCAACAGAAGAAAUUAUGAAAUUGUUACACAAAACAAUUAAUUAUUUGUGGGGGACGAGAAACCACAAAUUAAUUUGGAGAUAUGAUGAUAUAAUUAAAGGAAAUUUUAAGAUUAUAGUAGAUGCUUCACAUGGUAAUCGUGAAAAGUUUCAAAGUCAGUACGGCUACAUGGUAUACAUGAACAAUCUUCUUGUAGGAUACAAAACAGGUACUACAAGCAUUCCGUGUAUGUCAUCUACUGAAGCCGAGACAUAUGUAGUAAACGAGGCAUCCUUGAAGUUUGAAUACUGGAUCCCAUUACUAGAAGAAUAUUAUUCUGAGAUAACUAAAGAAUUGUAUUGUGACAAUCAAUCAGCAAUAAAAUUGUGUAAAGCUGAUACUUUUGUUAAAUUUCGAGAUAAAUUUCAUGGAAUCAGAGCAUAUAGAGCUAGACAACAAAUGAGAAAUAUUGGAUUUGAUUUAAAAUUUGUUGAAUCUAAGUCAAAUCCGGCUGAUGUGUUAACGAAAUUUGCUCCACAUAAGGAUAAUAUUAAACUGUUUAUGAAAAAUUUUGAGUAUUGA